AUGCUUAGAAAAACUUCUUGGGUCCGUGUAUCACGUGACAUCACGCGUGAGUCAAGGGGCAUCUGAGGCUGAGCUGUCAGGUCAGAAAGCUUAUCUCUUCAAACUACCCGGAACACAUAUUUAACUUCAUUAUAAACUUAAUCCUGCUCGUCUCCUGGCAUGGAGCAAGCAAAACAGGAUGCCUUCGACCAAGCAAGACAGGAGGUGAUCAAAGAUGGCUACGAGAGGGCGUUUGAUUGCAUCAAUAAAGCUCUCACGUCGGAUGAGGCAGGGAACAGGGCAGAGGCGCUAAAACUGUAUCAACAAGGACGACAGCACCUCCUCAGGGCACUAAGUGUGCCCACUCAGGGCGUAGAGUGUGUGGGUCAAUCCUGGGAGUCGGCUAGACAGAUGCAGCGUAAGAUGCAAGAGACCCUUAACAACAUCACCACCCGUCUAGCCAUUUUGGAGGCCACCCAGGACCCCUCUGUUGAGACCACGUCUGACGCACCCCCCCAAAAGCUUUACCCUGAUGUCCCGAAACCAAAGCCAGAGAGGCCUGUACCACCACAGGUGCAUGGGGCCGCAGGCGCUGUGGGAGGGCUUCCAUUAGGGGUUCAAGGGUACGCCCCCAUCUCACCCACAGCACAACAUGAUAUCCUAGCUGAACAGCCCCCUGCAUACACCCCACAAGCCGCUGAUGGGCACUUGAGCAUUUCUUAUGGAACAGACUCUGGCGAGCUCUCUCUCGUUGGCGAUGAGUUUUACAGUUACAUGUCUAAUUCUACACCUUCUCCUCAGAGUUUGGGGGAGGAUGGAGAGGAGCUCUUUUACCUUCCUCAAGGGGUGCAGAUCUUUUUCGUUACCCCUGAUGGACUUGUAAGCGCUCCCUCUUACCCAGGGUACCUGCGGAUCGUGAAGUUCACCAGUGAAAGCUCCGAUAGAUUUCCAAACAGGCCACCUGGGUUCCUGCAGGUUUGUGACUGGCUUUACCCUUUAAUGGCCACUGACUCUCCAGUCCUGCUCUGCAGCACAGGGGUCUACAUGUUCCCAGACAUGAUGGCUCCCACCCCCGGCUCCUACGUUGGGGUGGUCCUCUCCUCUGAGCUUCCUCAGAAGGAGCGUGAGCUCUUCCAGGACUUUCUCUCUCAGAUGACUGACCUGCGUGUCCAGGUGAGCUGCCCCUGUGUCCCCUGCAGCCCUACUUCAAUAGCACAGGGGGCAGCUGAGGCAUCCGAGCAGGAAUCAGACGAUGCAGAGGAUACCAUUAACCUGGGCCAGAAGGUACCAAUAAGUCCAGCUGAAGCAGCGCCCUCUGCUGCAGAGGUGGAGAUGGUACUCCCUGAAUGGAGCGAGAAGGUGGCACAGGGAAUUCUGACAGGGGCUUCAUGGUUAAGCUGGGGCCUGGUGAAGGGAGCAGAGUACACUGGAAAAGCCAUACAAAAAGGUGCAUCCAAACUACGAGAACACAUCACGCCAGAAGACAAACCAACUCAUGUCAGCCCAACCCUAACAAGAAGCCUUAAUGUAGCCAAACAAGCCACAGGAGGCGCAGUGAAGGUCAGCCAGUUUCUCGUGGAUGGACUGUGCACUGUCGCUGGCCACGUUGGCCGAGAGUUGGCACCUCAUGUCAAGAAGCACGGAGGAAAGCUUAUCCCAGAGUCUGUAAAGAAAGACAAGGAUGGCCGCUCCAAUAUUGACGGUGCCAUGGUGGUCGCAGCAAGUGGGGUUCAAGGAUUUGCAACAAUGUGGACUGGGUUGGAGGUUGCAGCAAAAAACAUUGCAAAGAGUGUUGCUACAGAGACGGUUACCACAGUAAAACAUAAGUAUGGGGCUGCAGCGGGCCAGGCCACAGAUCACGCCGUCAACUCGGCCAUCAAUGUGGGCGUCACCGCAUUCAAUAUCGACAACCUGGGAGUCAAGGCAAUGGUCAAGAAGACUGGCAAAGAGACCGCCAAUGCCAUUCUGGCAGACUAUAAAGUCAGUGAGCAAGGUAGUGAAGUUGAAAAACAUAAAGACCAAAAAUAGCUCAGAUGAUUCAGACCACUAUCCAUUAGGUGUCCAUUUGUAAGAGCAAACCAAAAGACAUGCUUUCAAAAAUAAAGAACCGGGUGGAUCAUUUUGAUGUUAUUUGUUUACGUGAAUGACUCCAAAGGCUUUAACAAGACCACUGCAGGGUUUAAAUCAAACCAAGACUAGGCCUUAGUUAUACUAGAACAAUUAAGUUGCCUUUACAAACAUUCCCUACAAAAAACAUUACUUGUGUGCACCUUGAGACAAAACAAUUAUAUACUUUUUAAUAUGUCAGUGGAAUCUGUUUUUCAGUUAAAAAAUUUUUUUUAGUCUGGGACUAGCUUAAAGAGUAACUAAACACUAAACCAAUUUUUUUAGUUAAUGAUCUGUAAAAAUGGGGCGUUUUUAGUGCUAUUCAUUUGAUUUGAGUAACGUUUUUGACAUUUGGGUAUAAAGUGUUUCAAUGCUACAAUAUAUGGUGCAAAAACGUCCCUCUUCAGGUUGAACAGUGACUACUGCAGUUAAAUUUUCUUGUUGGAUGUUGUGGUACUGCGUGAUUUAAGCGGUACGACCCUACGUAAGCAGGUUCAAGCUCACUAUGCCCUUGCACGAUUUCAGUUCGUCCCCUCUAUAUCCGUUAGGGUCUGCCCACUUUUCUUGCAUUUUUCAAAUAUCGCCAGUGGGUGGAGUCAGGCAAUGACCAAGGGUUUAGUUACUCUUUAAGGCUUUGAUGCACCGAAUUGUCCUGCUGCCUAUGCGCUGCAUACUUUAUUCACUGUAUCAUAGGGUAAAUGCACUUUAAAAGUUGUCUCUACUGCCGUACAGUUUUUCUGAACUUGCCUUACAUUUCACCAGCAAUUGAAUCCACCAUUUAGCUAAAAAUAUGAAAACAUCCAUAAUUACUGUUAUGCACGUUUUAUUUAUUAUAAAUGGACUUCUAAAGUUGAUAUCCAAAUGUUUACUUUUUCCUUUUGUCCCAUGGAGCCUUAACAAAUAUAAUAUUCUUGUAUUUUAUAUAUAAGUUUAUUUAUUAUUACUAAGCUCUGUUUAUCAUUAUAUUAGAAUGCUAUAGAUCUGCAAUUUGCUUGCAGCACUUCCAAAAAGCCGUUAAACCCUCGGAUAUGAAUAUUUAUUUGGAAGAUGAGUGUCAGGUAUUCAAUUAAUAUAUAAGCAUCCGAACAGUCUGAUUACAAUGUUUAAUAUUUUAAAAUCAGAUAUAGUAGAAAUGCAAUGUAAUUGAAAUCUAAAUCCUUGGUGGAAAAGUUAAAAAAUAAUUAAAUAUAAUAAUUUUAAUAAUAUUUUAAACAACAGAUAGACAUUUCAUACUGACUAUGUUAAACUGUAACACACCAUGUGUGUAUUUGUGUGUAUUACACCAUGUUCAAAUGCUGGUUAGUCGUUCUCCAAGUUCACGGGUUGACACCUCAAGCACUCUUUAAAAUGGCUGGGUAAUUUAUGAUCCAUGUUUGGUAAAAUAUUGGACAAAAGACAUGCUGGGUUAAAGACGACCCAAUGUUGGAUAGUUGUUAUGAAACCAUGGGUUGGGUUAAAACAACCCAGCAUUGGGUCAGUUUUAACCCAGGCUGUGUUCUGUCCAAUAUUUACCCAACAUGGGUCAAAAAUAACCCAGACAUUUUUAGAGUGAAGAUAUUAUUGCAAUUUUAUGUUUUUUUUUUUUAUUAGUUUCAUUACCUGUAUAAUGUAGGCUAAUACUUGUAGACAAUUAUAAUUUUCAAAUGUGAUAACAAAAACAGACAGAACUCUGCACUCUAAAUCUUUAUUGCAGUGUGACUUAUUUAAUUGUAUUUAAAUAAUGUUUAACAAUUAAUGUCAACUGACUGUUGUUUUGCUGACUGUCAGAAUCUAAUAGCCUGUGGUUAUCUGACACAAUAAAAAAUUAUUUAUUUAAA
Messenger RNA from Paramisgurnus dabryanus, 3902 nucleotides. It is a transcript of the gene spartb, whose product is annotated as spartin b. The record is from RefSeq and is a predicted model, not a curated record. Gene Ontology annotation, biological process: negative regulation of BMP signaling pathway; cell division. Gene Ontology annotation, cellular component: plasma membrane. NCBI's taxonomy places the organism in Eukaryota, Metazoa, Chordata, Actinopteri, Cypriniformes, Cobitidae.